Messenger RNA from Scleropages formosus (Asian bonytongue), 4641 nucleotides. Its product is annotated as synaptic vesicle glycoprotein 2B-like. Gene Ontology annotation, molecular function: transmembrane transporter activity. Gene Ontology annotation, biological process: transmembrane transport; chemical synaptic transmission. Bases 595 to 2670 code for a protein of 691 amino acids. The transcript is spliced from 13 exons. The record is from RefSeq and is a predicted model, not a curated record. Gene Ontology annotation, cellular component: synaptic vesicle membrane; neuron projection. Lineage: Eukaryota; Metazoa; Chordata; Actinopteri; Osteoglossiformes; Osteoglossidae.
AUGGCUGUGGGAGUGAGCCGCCCGUAAGCCCGGGAUGGACUCUACCAUCUCUCCCGACAGUGGCUGAAACAGGGAACUCCUCUGGGGAUGAGCUGGGAGGAUCGUGAGGUUGGCUCCUAAUCUGCUGUCCCUCACCUCAGCUCCGCUCUCAUCUGCUCUGUUCCGCUCCGUUGCUGAGGUGACUUUGCAGGGCUUCCUUCCCGCUCCCAGCUCCUUCUGUGGACUUUUUACACAUCAUUCUGCAUGUCUUCAUUUUCCCGGAGAGCAGAUUCCUAGUGCCAAAGGAAUGCCAUUUCUGCUCCAGCAUGUGGCCUUGGGCUGAAAAGAAUAAAGAUAGGUAGUGAUCUAUCACUGAAGCAGUGAAAAACUGGAGGAGUCUCACUAAAGAAGUAAACUGGGAAGAAGACCAACAAACUUGUCAUUCAGGAGCACAGUGGCAACAGGUACAGUUAGAGCCUCAGCUUGGUGCCAUUGGCCCUUUCCAAUAUCAAGACUGCAACAGAGCCAUAGUACCCUGGUCUUAAAGGGUGUGAAGAAUUAUGUACAUCUAGCCACCACAUUCCUAAGGUAUAACUGCGCUUUUCAUCAGACAGAAUGGAUGACCCGUACCAGAAUAAUGUCUAUCAGCAGGGGACUGGUGGCGGAUACACCACCUAUGGUGGAGGGGGUGAUCAGGAUGGCUACGGCUACCAGGGGGACUACCCACCCCAGGAGGAGGACGCCGCCAGCGAUGCCACUGAGGGCCAUGAUGAAGACGAUGAGAUGUAUGAGGGCGAGUACCAGGGCAUCCCCCACCCAGAUGAAAUAAAGGCAGCGCAGCGGGCCGCUCGGGCAGCAGCAAGGGCCAAGGCUCGAGUGGAAGCUGAGGGCCUCGACGAGGAGGAGACGCUAGCGGAACAGUAUGAGAACAUCAUAGAGGACUGUGGCCAUGGGCGCUUCCAGUGGACCCUCUUUGUGGUGACAGGCCUGGCUCUCAUGGCAGAUGGUGUGGAGUGCUUUGUCGUGGGCUUUGCUCUGCCCAGUGCCGAGAAGGACAUGUGCCUGUCAAACGCCAACAAGGGCAUGCUGGGACUGAUUGUGUAUGUGGGAAUGAUGGUGGGAGCAUUUGUCUGGGGGGGUCUGGCAGACAAGUUGGGUCGCCGGAAAAGCCUGAUCACUGCUCUCGCCAUCAAUAGCAUAUUCGCCUUCCUCUCCUCCUUUGCCCAGGGAUACGGCUUCUUCCUUUUCUUCAGGCUCCUCUCAGGCUUUGGUAUUGGAGGAUCAGUUCCUGUUGUCUACUCCUAUUUUGCUGAAUUCCUCUCCAUGGAUAAGCGGGGCGAGCACCUGAGCUGGCUCUGCAUGUUCUGGAUGAUGGGGGGCAUUUAUGCCUCCUUCACAGCUUGGGGUAUCAUUCCUCAUUAUGGCUGGGGUUUCAGCAUGGGGUCUGAGUUCCAGUUCCAUAGCUGGAGGGUGUUUGUGCUGGUGUGUGCACUGCCUGCCAUAGCGUCCCUCAUUGGGCUCAUGUUCAUGCCAGAGAGCCCACGCUUCCUGCUGGAGAAUGCUAAACACGAUGAGGCCUGGAUGAUCCUGAAGCAGGUCCAUGACACCAACUGGAGGGCCAAAGGGGAGCCAGAGAGAGUGUUCACCGUCUCCCAAAUCAAGACCGCAGUGCAGGAUGAUGAAUUCAUUGAGAUCCAGAGUGCAACAGGGACUGCCUUCCAGAGGUGGAUGGUUAGGACCAUGACCUUAGUGAAGCAGGUUAUGCAGAAUAUUUUUGCCCUUUUGUCACCUGACCUCCGGCUCAGUAGCUUGUUCAUGGCCAUCAUCUGGUUUACUAUGGCCUUCAGUUAUUACGGGCUGUCGGUGUGGUUCCCUGACAUGAUCAAGUACCUACAGUAUGAAGAAUAUGAGUCCAAAGUUAAGGUCUUUCACCGCGAACGUGUAGAGCACUUCACUUUCAACUUCACCCUGGCCAAUCAGGUCCAUAAGGAAGGGGAAUACAUCAACGACAAGUUCACCAAUAUAGAACUGAAGUCGGUCAAAUUUGAAGAUUCCAUGUUUGAAGACUGUUAUUUUGAAGACAUCAAGUCCACAAACACUUUCUUUGAAAACUGCACCAUUAAGUCAACUGUCUUCUACAACACAGACCUAUGGGAGGAGAAAUUCAUUGACUGCAAACUGGAAAAUACAACAUUCCUGCACCCCAAAAAGGGCUGCCACAUAAACUUCCAAGAGGAGAAUGACAUUGUCAUCUACCUGGUCAGCUUCUUGGGCAGCCUGGCUGUGUUGCCAGGCAACAUCAUAUCAGCCCUCUUCAUGGACAAGAUUGGAAGAAUCAACAUAAUCGGUGGCUCCAUGCUCAUCUCAGCUGGCUGCACCUUCUUCUUGUUCAUGAGCUUCAGUCAGGCUGCCAUCAUUGCCUGGCAGUGUCUGUUCUGUGGAGUUAGUGUGGCAGCCUGGAAUGGCAUUGAGGUCAUCACAGUGGAACUCUACCCAUCCUCCAAAAGGGCCACAGCCUUCGGGGUCCUGAAUGGUCUGUGCAAGCUGGCCGCAAUUCUGAGCAGCUCCAUCUUCUCCGCCUUUGUGGGCAUCACCAAGGUCGUCCCCAUACUCAUGUCCUUCUCUGCUCUGGUAUGUGGGGGGCUGCUGGCACUCAAGCUACCCGAGACCCGAGAAAAGGUCCUCCAGUGAUAUGUUCCAUGGCUCCAUGGGUCAGGUCCUUUCCCCCGUCCAGAGAGGCAACCAUCCAGUCGGUGGUGUUCUAGGGAUAAAAGCAAAAGACUGACCAAUACAAAACUAGCAAUGUACAGCAAUACAAGGCCUGGAUUUUUCAGUAGCGAUACAGAUAAUAUUCAUAUGGUGGCCAUCACUGGAUUUUCCUCAUCAGUUUUCAUAUCAUCUUGUUUUGUCUUUAAAGGGAGUAUAAACCUUGUUUGCUCUCCAUAUUCAGUCCCUCAGAACUUUGUUUCCUGGUGGUUUCCUGUCUAGGUUAUAAAAUUAUGAAAGUAUAAUAAUAAACAUGGUAAUUAAUAAUGAGCUCAGUGGAACAGAUAUAUUUUUACUGGGUUUUGAUUUUCAGAACUGUUUUACUAUGUGUUUGCUUCAAAAAAUGCAUUCUGUAAAACAAGUUCCAAUGAACGAAAUCUGAAUUUUCUCAUUUAUUCACAUGUAAGACAUUAUUCUCCAACUGUAAACUUGACAUUUGCUUGCAUUCAUAGAACUGCUGCCCUUCGCUUCUUUGUUCAGUAACAGUGAAUAGUCUGAUGGUCCAGUGGAUGUUCCAUUGGAUGGGCACUGAGAAUCAUGGAAACACACUUUGCAGGCAUCCACCGUAUGUUGUAAAUGACAGACUGGGACAUGAACAACAUCACAAUCCAGACAUGGUUCUUUACAAUACCUUUCCAUUUUACCCACAGUAACACAAUAGCUGUAAAUUAGAUUUCCCAUCUAUUGCCAGACAUAAGGCUUGUUUUUUUUAAGUUAACAAAUACUUAGCAACUUUGAGCAGAAAAUGGUCAUAUAUUUUGGUUUUAAAGUGUCACUUGUUAUGCCAGUAGUUUUUGAAGGCCAGGACUUUUUUGUUUGCUGAAUGUGUAGCUCUUCUUUUACUGUAUUUGUCUAUUAGAUGCAUCUUUACUCAAUUUCCUUUAUCUUAUGUUGUCUCACACUUACAACAAGCUAAGGAAACCCCACUCUUUCAAAAGAAGCCAUAGCAGAUUCUGUGUAAUCUGAUGCUAAAAUGAACAAAAAACAAAAAAAUACAUUUAGGAGAAAUGUGACCCACAGUUGCACUGGAAGUUUUACCUGUGGUCUUACAGAUUGCAAUACUGUACUCUUAACAGCUGAUUGAGGAGCAUGUGUGUUAUUUCCAAAUAAUGUUUGUGUGUCAUUUUAAAAGUAAGUAAAUAAAUAUAGUCUGAAUGGUUUUUGUUUCUCUCACUGUAAAUAACAUGAUGAAAUAGUAGCCAUCACUGAAUUAGCUUUAUCGUCAUUUUAAGUUGCAUUCAAAAGUUAUUUCUGACUAACAGGCGCUUUGCAGAACGGUUCAAGUUUGACGACGGACAUGCGGUCUAUCGCCUCUAAGUCGGCAGCAUUCAAAGGUUUUGUGCCAAUAAUCCAUGUCAUAUAAAAUAGGGUACAGGUUUUUUUUUUUUAAAAAAUAACACAUUAUAAAAAAACACUGUAACUUCUUUUGCAUUCAGAUUGCAUUGUUGUACACUAUAAUUUCAUUAAAAUUUAUUAUAUGAGAAUUACUUACGAUGACUGAGAAAACCUUGCAAAAAAUAUCGGAGCUGUUCUUUCGUCUCACAAUGUAAUCCCACCGCAUGUGCUGCGGAAACUUGAAAGAUAUGACUGUUGGUAUAGUGAAGUAAUCACUUACUGUAUGCUGAAUGAGGCAACUUCCAGGUAGCGGUACAUAUAACCCUAUAUAUUCCCACAAUGUAUAUAUUUUAUUUCCACUACAGCAAGCACACAGUUUUUCUUUCAGCAUCUGCUUGAACUGUUCUGCAGAAAAAAGGAAUGACUUUAUGAAUGCACCACUUGGAUUUAGUUUGUGUGUCCGCGUCAUGUUGUACGUUGUACGGAGAGCCAUAAUUUGUUUUUGUUUUUAUAUUUUAAUUUUAAAGAUGUGUGUUACAGCAACAUGAAUGGAGAGCUUGA